This is a messenger RNA of Salvelinus namaycush (lake trout), 5544 nucleotides long. Its product is annotated as collagen alpha-1(XI) chain-like. The coding region runs from base 1 to 5544 and encodes 1847 amino acids. The transcript is spliced from 61 exons. Lineage: Eukaryota; Metazoa; Chordata; Actinopteri; Salmoniformes; Salmonidae. Gene Ontology annotation, molecular function: extracellular matrix structural constituent. The record is from RefSeq and is a predicted model, not a curated record.
AUGAAGAACAGCUUCUCCAUCCUGGAGGCCAAUAUGGUGGACGUGCUGAGGAUCCUGGACCUAUCAGAGGACAUGGAGGGUGUGUCUCUGGAGGCGGGGCUCUGCACCAGUAGAGAGGGAAGAGAAGAGACAGACAUCUCCUUCAAGAUCAACAAGAAGAUCCAACUCAGUGUCCCUACAAAACAGCUGUUCCCAGAAGGGGGAUUCCCAGUGGACUUCUCUGUCCUGGCUACGGUGCGUGCCCGGCGGGGUGCCCAGGUGUUCUUGCUGUCCCUGUACGACCCUCAGGGUACCCAGCAGCUGGGGUUAGAGGUCGGAAGGUCCCCUGUCUUCCUGUAUGAAGACCAGCAAGGCCUGCCUCCUCCUGAACUAUACCCUACCUUCAGGAAGAUCAACCUGGCUGACGGCAAAUGGCACAGGGUAGCGUACAGUGUGGAGGGUCAGUCAGUGACUCUGUAUCUGGACUGUGAGAAGGUGGAGAGUCUGGAGCUCCAGAGAGGUCUUAACCCAGAGGUCAGCACUGAAGGGGUCACUGUGUUCGGGACACGGCUACUGGAUGACCAGGUCUUUGAGGGAGAAAUCCAACAGUUGUUGAUCGUAGCCGACCCCAGAGCUGCAGAGACCUACUGUCAAGACUACAUUCCCGACUGCCACGCCCCUUUACCCUACGACAGCCUAUCACAAGAGACUGAGGAGAGUUGUUAUCCAGUGUUCCGUGUGCCAGUGUUCCGUGUGCCAGUGUUCCAUGUGCUAGAGUUCUGUGUGGCAGUGUUCUGUGUGCCAGUGUUCCAUGUGAUAAAGUUCCGUGUGCCAGUGUUCCGUGUGCCAGUGUUCUGUGUGCCAGUGUUCCAUGUGAUAAAGUUCCGUGUGCCAGUGUUCCGUGUGCCAGUGUUCCAUGUGCUAGAGUUCUGUGUUGAAGUGUUCUGUGUGCCAGUGUUCCGUGUGCUAAAGUUCCGUGUGCCAGUGUUCCAUGUGCCAGUGUUCCGUGUGCCAGUGUUCCGUGUGCCAGUGUUCCGUGUGCCAGUGUUCCGUGUGCUAAAGUUCCGUGUGGCAGUGUUCCGUGUGCUAAAGUUCCGUGUGCCAGUGUUCCAUGUGCUAGAGUUCUGUGUAGCAGUGUUCCGUGUGCCAGUGUUCCGUGUGCUAAAGUUCCGUGUGCCAGUGUUCCAUGUGCUAGAGUUCUGUGUGUCAGUGUUCCGUGUGCCAGUGUUCCGUUUGCCAGUGUUCCUGUUCCAUGUGCUAAAGUUCCGUGUGUCAGUGUUCCGUGUGCCAGUGUUCCGUGUGCCAGUGUUUCGCGUGCUAAAGUUCCAUGUGCCAGUGUUCCGUGUGCUAAAGGUCCAUGUGCCAGUGUUCCGUGUGCCAGUGUUCUGUGUGCCAGUGUUCUGUGUGCCAGUGUUCCGUGUGCCAGUGUUCCAUGGAGAACCAGGACCCCAGGGGCCCACGGGACUGGUAGGACCUCAAGGAGACCUAGGAGAACUGGGUCCUUCAGGCCGGCCGGGUCUCAACGGGGCUGAUGGGAUACCAGGUCCUCCAGGGAACAUCCUCAUUGUUCCGUUCCAGGCAGGUGGAAUCCAACUAACAGGACCUGUGAUAUCAGCCCAGGAGGCUCAAGCCCAGGCCAUCCUACAACAGACCAAGUUGUCUAUGAAGGGACCACCUGGACCAUUAGGCCUUAUGGGACGUUCAGGACCGCUGGGUAACCCGGGUCCUUCGGGGCUGAAGGGAGUGGCCGGGGAGAUGGGACCAGCGGGUUCUAGAGGUAUUAUGGGCCAACCAGGGACGAAUGGAAAGUCAGGGAAGAGGGGUCGAGCUGGGACGGAUGGGAACAGGGGUGCUCCGGGUGAGACCGGUGGAAAGGGUGACAGGGGUUUUGAUGGCUUGCCAGGUCUUCCAGGAUACAAGGGACACAGGGGGGAGAUAGGAAAACCAGGCCCCCACGGUACUCUUGGGGUGUCAGGAGAGAGGGGUUCAGAAGGACAACCAGGACCAAGAGGACAGCCAGGUGAUGCUGGUUCCAGAGGGUUGAACGGACCCAGAGGUCACACUGGCCCUACAGGUCAGCCUGGCAUCCGAGGUGUGGAUGGAAUCCAAGGUUCUAAGGGAAACUUGGGACCUCCUGGGGAGAUGGGAGCAUCCGGGCAGCAAGGAAACCCUGGGUUGCAGGGAUUUCCUGGUCCUCAGGGACUGGUCGGCUUGCCAGGAGUUAAGGGGCCCCAAGGGAAGAAAGGGUUGCAGGGACUACCUGGGAAUGAUGGACCUACCGGUCACCCAGGGAGAGAGGGGACUCCAGGAGAGAAGGGACUACCGGGCCCACCAGGAGUCCAGGGGCCUAUAGGAUAUCCAGGAUCAAGAGGAGUGAAGGGAGCGGACGGAAUUAGAGGAAUGAAGGGAAGCAAAGGGGAGAAGGGUGAGGAUGGGUUCCCCGGCUCUAAGGGAGAGAUGGGGCUGAAAGGUGACGGGGGUGAUAAUGGGGUCCCAGGGUCCAGGGGAGAGGAUGGUCCUGAAGGACCUAAAGGACAGGCUGGACCGCUGGGGGAGGCUGGAACCGUGGGUAUCGCUGGAGAAAAGGGUAAACUGGGAGUUCCAGGGUUGCCGGGGUAUCCGGGACAAAAAGGACCUAAGGGUUCGGAUGGUUUCCCUGGAUCUAUCGGAGUGUUGGGAGAGAAGGGGAAGAGGGGUCCCGGGGGGGAAGCAGGCAGUGCAGGACAAAGGGGUCCUAACGGGCUGCGUGGGGGCCGGGGUGCCAAGGGACCAACAGGGAAGACAGGGGGAAAGGGCUCCUCUGGACACGAUGGACCCAACGGACCAACUGGAGACAGGGGGCCUCAAGGGCCACAAGGACGGAACGGGGAAUCAGGACUCAAGGGACCCAACGGUCCAGCGGGGAAAGAUGGACUUCCGGGUCACCCAGGUCAGAGAGGAGAGCCGGGUUUCCAAGGAAAGACGGGACCCCCAGGUCCAGGAGGUGUUGUGGGGCCACAGGGUAAAUCAGGUGAGACCGGGUCAUUGGGAGACAGAGGUCACCCCGGGUCACCUGGUGUACCGGGAGAGCAGGGCCUACCUGGCACCGCUGGGAAGGAGGGAGCUAAGGGCGACCCGGGUGCAGGAGGGACUUCUGGGAAAGCUGGUCCUCCAGGACUCAGGGGCUUCAGAGGCAGCAGAGGGGCCGCCGGGGGCAUGGGUCCUGCUGGUCUGAAAGGAGGUGAAGGACCAGUCGGAGCAGCAGGAGCUAUAGGGGCCGGUGGUGAGAGGGGUCCUCCAGGGUCGGCCGGUGCUAUUGGUCAGCCUGGGAGGGCAGGGGCUGUGGGUGGACCUGGACCAAUGGGAGAGAAGGGGGAACCGGGAGGGGCGGGCCCCAUUGGACCAUCAGGACAGGAUGGAGACCAGGGACCUCUAGGACUACCUGGAGCUGCAGGCCCUGCAGGCCCCCCAGGAGAGGAUGGGGAUAAGGGAGAGACUGGAGGACCAGGCCAGAAGGGCAGCAAAGGAGACAAAGGAGAAUCAGGCCCCACAGGACCAACCGGUGGCCAGGGCCCGAUGGGGCAGUCAGGAGUUCCUGGUGUGGAUGGGGAGUCAGGUCCCAGGGGUCAGCAGGGAAUGUACGGGGCCAAGGGUGACGAGGGUCUCCGGGGCUUCAAGGGCUCCAAAGGACCCAUUGGACUACAGGGGAUGCCUGGUCUUCCAGGAGAGAAGGGGGAGAGCGGACACAUCGGCUUGAUGGGUCGUCCAGGUCAGUUUGGUCCCAGAGGGCCACAAGGGCCUAGUGGGGGACAGGGUGCUCUGGGCAGACCAGGUGGGGCUGGACAGCCAGGGGUAAAUGGAGAGAAGGGGGAGGAUGGAGAAUCGGGAGACCCAGGACCCGUUGGUGUAUCAGGAGGCAGCGGGGAUAUAGGUGACCAGGGGGAGAAGGGGGACUCGGGUCUCUCUGGAGCAGCAGGGCCCCCAGGAGCCAGAGGCCCCCCAGGAGAGGACGGGGCCAAGGGAAACUCUGGUCCGAUUGGUUUCCCAGGAGACUCAGGACAGCCAGGGGAGGCAGGACCUAACGGGGAGGAUGGAGGUCCUGGAUCCAAGGGAGAUGCUGGAGAUACAGGGAAAUCAGGUCCACCAGGAGCAUCAGGGGAACCCGGCCCCUCGGGGCCACCGGGACGCAGGGGUCACCUGGGUAAAGAAGGGAAGCAGGGGAAAGCAGGGAUGAAAGGAGCGAAGGGCUCUCCGGGGUUGGAGGGUCUCCUGGGGAAGACAGGACCGGUGGGAGCCCAGGGACAUUCUGGUAAACCAGGUCCUAGUGGUCUCAGAGGGAUCCCUGGCCCAGCGGGGGAACAAGGUUUAAAUGGACCACCAGGUGUAACAGGACCACCAGGACCCAUGGGUCCUCCAGGACUACCGGGGUUGAGGGGAGAUCCAGGCAGGAAGGGAGACAAGGGUCAUGGAGGUCUGAUUGGGCUAAUAGGCCCUCCAGGAGAGUUUGGAGAGAAAGGAGACAGAGGAUUUCCAGGGAACCAGGGUCUACUGGGACCCAAAGGAGACGAGGGUCUGGUUGGUCUAGCAGGUCCUAAUGGUCCUCCAGGUCUACCUGGUCUCUCUGGUAGAGUAGGACAGAAGGGUUCUAAAGGGAACCAGGGUCCCAUCGGUUCUAUCGGAGAUACAGGUCCUGCUGGCCCUCCUGGACCUCCUGGUCUUCCUGCGGUGGGUCUUCAGUCUGUCCCGGUGCAGGAGAGAGGAAGGAGGAGGAGGCAGCACUCUUCCUUUGACGGGGCCGCUCUGGAAGACGAGGAAGAGCAAGAGGGGAUGGAGGGGGGAGAGGAGGAGAGGAUGCAGGCAGACCAGGCAGGGCAGGAGGAGGAGAAAGAAAUGGAGGAGGUGUUUGCUUCUCUCUCGUCUAUGAGGACGGAGGUAGAGGGUCUGAGGACCCCACUGGGGACCUACCAGUAUCCAGCCAGAACCUGCAAGGAGCUACAGCUGUUGUUCCCAAAGUACACUGAUGGUGAGUACUGGAUAGACCCUAACCAGGGUUGCCAUAGAGACUCCUUCAAGGUGUUCUGUAACUUCACGGCCGAUGGAGAGACAUGUCUGUACCCUGACAUUAAGUUCCAGUCGGUGAAGCUGAGUUCCUGGAAAGGAGAGAAACCUGGUACCUGGUACAGCCAGUUCAGGAAAGGAAAGCAGUUCUCCUAUUCAGGUUCAGAUGGCAGUCCGGUCCAUGUAGUCCAGUUGGUGUUCCUUAAGCUGUUGAGUGCUUCAUCCAGACAGACGUUCACCUACCACUGUCAGAACUCAGCCGCCUGGCUCCAUACCGCCACCUUCAGCCACCAGCACGCGCUGCGCUUCAGAGGGAGCAGCGGAGAGGAGCUCACGCACCAAGACACACACUACAUCACAGCACUGCACGACGGCUGCCAGUCUGGUUCAGGUCAGGAGAGGACGGUGUUAGAGUUUGAUGCCCCUCAGCCAGACUCUCUCCCCCUCAUCGACGUCUCUGUCUCCGACUUCGGACACAACAACCAGAAGUUUGGCUUCCAGCUAGGUCCCGUCUGCUUCAACGGUUAA